Molecule: messenger RNA, 1438 nt
Organism: Musa acuminata AAA Group (dessert banana)
Lineage: Eukaryota; Viridiplantae; Streptophyta; Magnoliopsida; Zingiberales; Musaceae
Product: probable UDP-3-O-acyl-N-acetylglucosamine deacetylase 1, mitochondrial
Exons: 7
Coding region: 97-1095 (332 amino acids)
Biological process (GO): lipid A biosynthetic process
Source: RefSeq, a predicted model, not a curated record
AGCGGCAAGUAACGAAGCCAAGCGAAGCGGCAUCGCUCAAACCCCCACGAGAACGGUAACCCGGCUCUCCAUUCCGCGGCCGCCACCUCCCUGCCCAUGACCUCGCCGCUCCUCCGCCACCACCACCGCCGCCGCCUCCUUUCCACCUGUACGCGAUCCCUUAAAUGGCUCUCCCGUUCCAUCUCCUUGAAUCCGACGGGACGGCCGCAGCAAACCCUAGCCUCGUCUGUGUCCAGAUCGGGGACGGCGCUGCACUCGGGCGACUUCACCACUGCUCGCCUCCUGCCGGCCGCCGCGGGGGAGGGGAGGUUCUUCGUCGCAGGGCACUCCCGGCCGCGCACGAGGAUCCCCGCCGCGAUCGGCCAUGUCGUCGACUCCGCCCUCUGCACCACCCUCUCGCGCGACGGUACCAGGGUGCGGACCGUUGAGCACCUCCUGUCCGCUCUGGAGGCAUGCGGGGUGGAUAAUUGCCGCAUCGAGAUCGAUGGUGGGGAUGAGGUUCCUUUGUUAGAUGGAUCAGCGAAGGAAUGGGUGGAGGCUAUAAAACAAGUUGGGUUAUGUGUUGCAGAGGAUCAACAUGGCUAUACUUUAGAUAAACUAGUACCAGAACUCCAUGAACCACUGUAUUUAUGGCAUGGUAGUUCUUUCUUGAUUGCCUUACCUUCUCAGAAAAUUUGCAUCACUUAUGGAAUAGACUUUCCCAAGGUACCAUCCAUUGGCUGUCAGUGGUUUUCUUCUUUCAUGGAUGAAUCUACAUACACAAAAGAAAUAGCUUCCUCAAGAACAUUUUGUGUUUAUGAAGAGGUCGAGGGAAUGCGCCGAGCUGGGCUCUGUAAAGGUGGAUCAGCUGAUAAUGCUAUCGUUUGCAGCAUCACUGGUGGCUGGCUAAAUCCACCAUUACGUUUCUUUGAUGAACCUUGUCGCCAUAAGGUUCUAGAUCUUGUGGGCGACUUUUCUCUUUUUGCUCAAAAUGGAAAUCAAGGACUUCCCAUCGCACACAUAAUUGCUUACAAGGCUGGCCAUGCACUACACACCGACUUCGUUCGUCUGCUGUCACGAUCAUCAACAGAACUAAGAGAAAGGCUACUAAGAUGAAGGAUACAACAUCCUUCUGAGCAGUCGCCAUUUGGGAACUUCGGAUAGUAGCAAGGACGCCAUCUGAUCACUUGCAGCCAGUCAAUAUUUAUGCUUGACAAUGACUUUUAGAUGAAAACAGGCUCAUGAAGUCGGCUGAAGUGGCUUGGAGGUGCAACUUUUCUUAUCCGAACUUUAGAGAGCUUGAGGGGUUGUUUCAAGACAACAAUCCUCAAAGAAACUAUGAUUUGAAACAAUCCUCAAAGAAGUGUCUAAGGAGAAACAACUAAAAGUCGACUAAAUUUGAAUUGUUGUAAUUUACUGUAUGUUUAAUUAAUUUCAAAUCUGAUAUCAAGUGCAUCAA